CUAUUAAAGUGUCGGCCUUUCAAUGGAAAGAAAGAGACAUUUUUUCUGUAUUUUUGGAGACAACAAAGGCCAUUUACUACAUAAGCAAUUUUAAGUGAAAAAAAAUUGCCCGCAUCGUCUUUCCGGAACCAUUCGUUGUUUUGGGUCAACGAAGUAUUUUGCAGACGGACCUGUCCUACGGCGUUAAAUGUCCGGCCUCGUUCGUUCAGCCAGAGAACGACGCUGGACUCAAAGUCAGACCCGCGUGCAUGUGACCCUCAGACUGCUGCACACAAACCGCUUCACAGGAAUGGAUGAUGACGCACCCGAAGAGGUCUUUGCUGAACUCAAGAGCAGGCCAAUCGGCGGUUGGGGUGUUGCUCAGAUAGCAGCCGGCACUGGACUUGCUGUGUACGCUAUGUGGGUGGGAAUCCUGCAGCCGGGCUUCCGAAAAGUCCCUUUGAGGCUGCAGGUCCCCUACAUUCCUGCCAGCAAAGCCCAAGUACAGAAUGUGAUGACGCUGCUGAGAGGUCGAAAGGGGGGCCUGGUGGAUUUGGGAUCUGGUGAUGGCCGCAUUGUAUUGGAGGCCCAUCAGCGUGGAUUCAGUCCUGCUGUUGGUUAUGAGCUCAACCCCUGGCUCGUUCAGCUCUCCCGCUUUCAUGCAUGGAGAGCAGGCCAACAUGAAAAAGUGUCGUACCGACGAGAAGAUCUCUGGAAGGUCGACUUGUCAAAAUGCAAGAAUGUUACAGUAUUUUUGGCUCCCAGUGUGCUUUCACUGUUGCAGGAGAAGUUGCAGGCUGAGCUUCCUGAUGAUGCUUUAGUGGUAGCUGGUCGUUUUCCUCUCCCUGACUGGAAACCCUGCAGGAUCGAAGGACACAGUGUGGACAGAGCUUGGGCUUAUAACAUGCAAGCACAACGACAGAACAUCUGCAAGGAAAAUAGCAACCCCAUAACCACAGAGAGUAAGAAGGAACUAAGCAAGGAGAAAGCAUCCAUUUGAAGCUACAUGGAUUUUGCUAACUUCUUGACCUCGCAAACUGAUAACAUGGAAUUAUACGCUGUAUAAUUAACUUACUGCUCAUAAGCUGUAAAUGUCCUUCACUGGAAUGUUGAGGAUGUUUAACCAGACUUGAACCCACCUACAGGAAGAUGUUUCUGACAAACUAUUAUGUCUGUGUGCUCUACUUGAACCCUAAAGUUACAGUAUAAUUUUUACACAAGUGCUCUCUUCUACAGUUUUGAUCAAACGUGUCCUUGAUUUAUUAUCAGCAAUAUCUGAUCCACAAACUCCAGAGCAAAAGAUUGUGUUGACAUGAAAAGAAAAAUCCCUAAAAAGGAGCACGAGCUUUUAAAUUUUGUCAUAUGUGCUUUUAUUUCUGCUUUUAUUUAAAUGCUGGAGAACUGAAAGCAAUUUUCUGUUUUAAGCAUUCUAUUAUUUUCAAUCACUCGUAAUUAUUAAUUAGUAUUUCUUAAACAGAUCUAUUUAUAAUGAGAAAACUUAUGAGGGAUUUUGAAAUAUCCAGGUAGGGACAACUAGUACUAAAAAUGUGAGUGCAUUUUUGGAUGAGGGUCAAAGGUGCUUCGUGCUAGAAAAACAUCUUCGUGUGAGCAGCUGUGUGAUGUGGCUCUUGAAGUGACUGUAACACUUGAACCUCUGAAGCCCAUAAGGGUUCCUCGUGUCUAAACAUGCAGUACCAACAGCAUAGUUGUUAUGCUGCAGUGCAUCCGUUACUGUAUGACAUAGUUACCUCUUUGUAUAUAUGUACGUGUACUGUGUUGUUAAAGUUAUCCAACAAAUAAAGAUAUUUAUUCUUAUCUA
Messenger RNA from Stegastes partitus (bicolor damselfish), 1798 nucleotides. RefSeq names its product adenine nucleotide translocase lysine methyltransferase (gene antkmt). Gene Ontology annotation, biological process: peptidyl-lysine trimethylation; positive regulation of proton-transporting ATP synthase activity, rotational mechanism; regulation of mitochondrial ATP synthesis coupled proton transport. Gene Ontology annotation, cellular component: mitochondrion. Lineage: Eukaryota; Metazoa; Chordata; Actinopteri; Pomacentridae. Gene Ontology annotation, molecular function: protein-lysine N-methyltransferase activity. The transcript is spliced from 7 exons. The coding region runs from base 188 to 979 and encodes 263 amino acids. The record is from RefSeq and is a predicted model, not a curated record.